Penicillium griseofulvum is the source of this 492-nucleotide messenger RNA. RefSeq names its product V-type proton ATPase proteolipid subunit. The transcript has 8 exons. Gene Ontology annotation, cellular component: proton-transporting V-type ATPase, V0 domain. Bases 1 to 492 code for a protein of 163 amino acids. Gene Ontology annotation, biological process: proton transmembrane transport. The record is from RefSeq and is a predicted model, not a curated record. Gene Ontology annotation, molecular function: proton-transporting ATPase activity, rotational mechanism. NCBI's taxonomy places the organism in Eukaryota, Fungi, Ascomycota, Eurotiomycetes, Eurotiales, Aspergillaceae.
AUGGCAGACAGCGAACUUGCGCCCAAGUUCGCUCCGUUCUUCUCCUUCGCCGGUAUCGCCGCUGCAAUGAUCUUCGGGUCGGCAGGAGCAGCUUAUGGCACAGCAAAGUCCGGCAUUGGAAUUGCAGGUGUGGGAACCUACAGGGCUGAUCUCAUCAUGAAGAGUUCGUGGCUGCAGUCCCUCAUCCCCGUUGUUAUGUCCGGUAUCAUUGCAGUUUACGGUCUCGUUAUCGCGGUUCUCAUUGCACAAGCAGUAGGCCCAACAACCAACAUGAGCUUGUACACAGGUUUCAUGCAUCUUGCUGCUGGAAUGUCAGUUGGUCUUACAGGUGUGGCUGCUGGUUAUACAAUUGGAGUUGUGGGCGAUGCAGGUGUUCGAGCAUACAUGCAACAGUCUCGAGUUUAUGUGGGAAUGAUUCUUAUCCUGAUUUUCGGCGAAGUUCUUGGGCUUUAUGGCUUGAUUGUUGGUUUGAUCCUAAACUCAAAGUCUUGA